Molecule: messenger RNA, 1644 nt
Organism: Pelmatolapia mariae (spotted tilapia)
Lineage: Eukaryota; Metazoa; Chordata; Actinopteri; Cichliformes; Cichlidae
Product: trace amine-associated receptor 1-like
Exons: 6
Coding region: 1-1644 (547 amino acids)
Biological process (GO): G protein-coupled receptor signaling pathway
Cellular component (GO): membrane
Molecular function (GO): trace-amine receptor activity
Source: RefSeq, a predicted model, not a curated record
AUGGUGGUGGCUAACCAACCGGACAUAGUGGUGGUAGACAAACAGAAGAAGAGGGCCGUAGUGAUAUAUGUAGCGGUUCCCAAUGACAGCAACAUCGGAAAGAAGGAACACGAGAAGCUGGAGAAAUAUCAAGGACUCAGUGAAGAGCUCGAAAAAAUGUGGAGGGUGAAGAACAACAAGCCCUCAUGCCUGAAUGACUACUGGCCAGUUGCACUGACCUCGGUGGUUAUGAAGGUGUUCGAGAGGCUGUUGAAGAAAAUAAUCUCCUCCUCCAUCCCAAACACCACAGAUCCGCUCCAGUUCGCCUACCGACCCAACAGAUCCACAGAGGAUGCCAUUGCCCAUGUCCUGCACACAACCCUCAGCCACGUGGACAAGAAACAGGACUUCCUCACCUACAUGGAUGAAGUGAAGAAUCUGGCAUUGUGGUGCCAGGACAACCACCUGCAGGUGAACGUCGGCAAGACCAAGGAGCUGAUGGUUGCAGUGGUGGAUGGUUGGUGGAUGGCCACCAUGUCCCAACAAGGCUGCGUCGUCAGCGAGGAAGUGGUGGAGUCUUGUUUUGAGCCGGAAUCAUGGGGAGAGAGCUGGUCGGUCACUUUAGGGUCCCUGAAGAAAGAGGAGAACUGUGCCUUCUGUAACACAACCAUCUUCAUGCAAGACAAUGCACCAUCUCAUGCUACAAGGAAUACCUCUGCAUCAUUGGCUGCUAUCGGCGUAAAAGGAGAGGAACUCAUGGUGUGGUCCCCAUUCUUCCCUGACUUCACUCCUAUUGAGAACCUUUGGAGCAUCCUCAAGCAAAAAAAUAUGAGGUUUCUGUCUCCCUGCAGGCAGCUCCACACUCCCAGUAACAUCCUCCUCCUCUCUCUGGCUGUCUCUGACUUUUUUGUCUGUUUUUUGUUGAUGCCGGUAGAAAUCUUCAGAAGCACGGCCUGCUGGGUAUUUGGUGAUCUUAUGUGUUCACUUUACAUUUAUCUGAGCAGCCUUUUUAUCAAUGCUUCAUUUGAAAUUAUUGUUCUUAUAUCAGUUGACCGCUAUGUGGCUAUUUGUAAACCUCUGCAUUACCCCACCAGAAUUACUGUGACAAGAGUCAAACUCAGUGUUUGUCUGUGUUGGUUUUAUGCUAUUUUUUACUGCAGUCUUUACACAAAGCAUGUCCUGAUAAAACCAGGCAGGUAUGGUUCCUGCUAUGGAGAGUGUGUAUUUGUUAUUGAUGAUAUAACUGGAACUGUUGACCUUGUUUUAUCUUUUAUAGUUCCAGUUACGAUCAUUAUAGUUCUGUAUACAAGAGUGUUUGUGGUGGCUGUGUCUCAGGCUCAUGCCAUGCGCUCUCAUGUCACAGCAGUCACACUACAGCGUUCACUGAAUCAAGCAAACAAAUCUGAGCUAAAAGCAGCCAGGAACCUUGGGAUUCUGGUAGUUGUGUUUCUGUCAUGCUACUGUCCAUAUUAUUGCUACUCUCUCGUUGAUGAAAAUGCUGUCAAUGAUCCAGCUGCAUCUUUUGUGGUCUUUAUCUUUUAUUUUAACUCUUGUAUAAACCCUUUGAUGUAUGCCCUGUUUUACCCCUGGUUUAGAAAUGCUGUUAAACUUAUUAUCACGCUGCAGAUAUUCAAGCAUAACACCUGUGAGGCCAACAUAAUAUAA